Messenger RNA from Tachysurus fulvidraco (yellow catfish), 8885 nucleotides. It is a transcript of the gene fgd1, whose product is annotated as FYVE, RhoGEF and PH domain containing 1. The transcript is spliced from 17 exons. Gene Ontology annotation, biological process: filopodium assembly; cytoskeleton organization. Gene Ontology annotation, cellular component: cytoplasm. The record is from RefSeq and is a predicted model, not a curated record. Lineage: Eukaryota; Metazoa; Chordata; Actinopteri; Siluriformes; Bagridae. Gene Ontology annotation, molecular function: metal ion binding; guanyl-nucleotide exchange factor activity. Bases 1045 to 4062 code for a protein of 1005 amino acids.
ACAGCUCAAGGAUCCAGAAAGAAGGAGCUGGGAACUCAAAGGGCACUUUGGAGUCGGGAUUUGACUGAAUACGAGCCGGAAAAUCCCAAGGAUAUGAAAAUGAAAAGAAAAAAUAAACGCGCAUGGAUUUUAAUUCGCAACUCAUGAGUUUGCAGAAAUAAAAGCGCGUAUUGGAGACGCUUAUCAUACGGAUUGGAGAGGUUUAGAGGUUUGAAUUCGGGGUAGCUGAGUGUGCACAUUUCCCGGAGAGGAAAGAGACAGCAGACCGGAUUAUAUGCUGUGUUUGGGGACGUUAUUAACGGCUACGCGCGCCGGAGAGCGCGGCCAACGUCUCCACGAAAGUCCGCGUAAACGGAGGCAACUUUUGACAUGGCUAUUGUUCUGUUUCUGGCACUUUGUAGUCGUUGAUAUAUUACUCCAGGCCUGCAUUUUGAACAAAGACGUGGCAGGAAGAUGGAUUAAGAAACUUUUUCUUUUUUUUUUAUUGUUUGCGGUUUUGGUUCCACGACUUUUUUUUUCUUUAGUAGUUUUUUCUUCAUGAUGGCAACAAAAAUGAGUCUUGUAUUCUGGUGUUACAGUAAGACAAGAUCAAACCCAGAGUGUAUCGACUCUUACUGAACAAAAAAAAAAACAACAACAAAAAAGCUCAUGCACUUUAUUAUUGGUGUUUGUUUUCCUAAAAAUAAAUAAACAGGCAGCAUCAUUGGCGAUGUGGGAACCGCUUGAGUAAAGCGCAGGGUUUGAACCGCUCUCUUUGAUGGAGUUUUACGCUGUCCACAAUGCCUUGGAUGGGAUUUUUACUCCGCAGCUGGAUGGCACACCGGCGGAUCGCUACCGUUUGACCGGGACACCGUUCAGCUUCCAGAUCGCGACCGAGCGACCGGGACGAUCCGGUCUGGACGCGAAGCUUGGAAGGGCAUCUGGAGGCAGAAGCGCACCGCUUUGAGGACUGUGAUUCUUUGUGUGUGUGUGUGUGUGUGUGUGUGUGUGUGUGUGACUGUUAAACCUCGUGUCCCAGCCCUGCAAACGUAAUUUAAGACAGGCAUGCAGCUGAACCGGCCCAGGAGCGCGCUGAUCGGCUUCAGCCCGCCGCCGCCGCCUCCGCCGCCAUCCGACCCGUCCUCCUUCUCCAGCCAGUUCAAGACGAUGCGCUUUUCUUACCACCUCAGCCCGCAGCCCGGAUCCCGCAGAACCGGCCCGUCCACAUCCAGUCCUCGGCUCCUAACUAAGAGUCUGUCUCUGGAGCCAGGCCCGUGUCCAGGAGAACACGAAGCCCCUCAGCGUCUCUGUUCGGACCCUGGGCCCCUGGGACUGCAGCAUUGUAAUGGCACAAGUGAGAACGAGCCUCAAAACCCUCCGCCUUUACCACCUAAAACACGCCCGCCAUUACCCGGACCCAAACCACAAGUGCCCCCGAAGCCACCGCAUCUCCAGCAACAGAGCGGCCGCCGACCCCGGCCCCCGGAUAAACCCCUGCCCCCGCCUCCGUCCCGCCCGCUCCCUGCAGACCCUCGCCAAUCACGGACAGGCCUGCCACGGGCCGAGGGAAGCUCCUCCCCAACGUGCGUGCUGUCACUCAUCGAGAGAUUUGAGAGGGAGCAAAUCAUCAUGGUGCCUGAUAUCACUGGGGGAGUGAUGUGUAUGCCGAAGGUACCCGAACCUCAGCCCGCUACGGAUGCUGCGGAGGCUACAGACGCUACUGACGCUACGGACGAUAUUUUACCCUGCACUUCUUUCAGCGAGCCGACGGAGCGUCCCUCGGGCGAGAAGGACCAGGACAAAGAAGCAGAGCAAGAGCAGGAAAAAGAGCAGGUGGUCAAAGAGGACGGGGAGGUACAUGAGGACAUAGAGGAGGACGAUAACGAGCUGGGAGCGUCCUGCGCGGAAAAGCGACUCUCGACAGAGUCCGGCUACGGCGCCUCUGACAAACUCCUGGACGCAAUGGAGAUAAGAGACCUCGGCCAAUCGGAAAUCCCCCCCGACCGCCUGUCCCUUCCUCCACAGCAAACGGAGGCUAAACUCGCCAAUCGGGACAGCGGCAUCGACAGCAUCAGCUCCCCGUCUCACAGCGAGGAGCUGUGCUUCGCCGGCGACGACAGAGAGGUGUGCAUGUCUCUUCCUCGCCUUUCCUCCUCUUCCUCGUGCGGUUGUGUGGAUGGACCUGCGGGAGAAGGCGCUGUCGCUGCCGCGGAGGAAGGAACGAGGGACUCGGAGGGAGACAGCGAUUUAGAAGAGGGGAGCGGGGACGAGAGCGAAAACGCCAUGGCCAUACAGCCUCAGCCCAAAGCUGAGAGACAGGACUCUGUCGAGCUAUCAGUUCAGCAGCGUGUGUUUAACAUCGCCAACGAGCUCCUCCACACGGAGAAGGCCUACGUAUCCAGGCUACACCUUCUGGACCAGGUGUUCUGCGGGCAGUUGAUGGAGGAGGCGCGAACGCGAGGCUCUUUCCCCUGCGAGGUGGUGAUGGGCGUCUUUUCCAACAUCUGCUCUAUCUACUGCUUCCAUCAACAGUUCCUUCUGCCAGCGCUGGAGAAACGCAUGGAGGAGUGGGAUGUGAACCCUCGGAUCGGGGACAUCCUUCAGAAACUGGCUCCCUUCCUGAAGAUGUACGGCGAAUACGUGAAGAACUUUGACACGGCCAUGGAGUUGGUGAACACCUGGAUGGAGCGCUCGUCGCAGUUUAAAGCCAUCGUUCAUGACAUUCAGAAAGAGGAGAUGUGCGGAAACCUCACCCUACAGCACCACAUGUUAGAGCCAGUACAGCGGAUCCCUCGGUACGAGCUCCUACUGAAGGACUACCUGCACCGGCUGCCUGAGGACGCUGAGGAUUUUAAAGAUGCUCAAAAAUCUCUCGAGCUGAUCGCUACAGCAGCCGAGCAUUCCAACGCGGCCAUUAGGAAAAUGGAGCGCAUGAGGAAGUUGUUGAAGGUGUACGAGCUGCUCGGGGGAGAAGAGGACAUCGUGAACCCGACUAAUGAGCUCAUUAAAGAGGGACAUAUCCUCAAACUGUCAGCCAAAAACGGAACAUCGCAGGACAGAUACCUCAUACUGUUCAACGACAGGCUGCUGUACUGUGUCCCUAAACUCAGACUGAUCGGACAGAAAUUUGGAGUGCGGGCGCGGAUUGACGUAGACGGCAUGGAGCUGAAAGAGACGAGCAGUAUGAACGUGCCGAGGACUUUCCUGGUGUCGGGAAAGCAGCGCUCUCUCGAACUGCAGGCCAGGACUGAGGAAGAAAAGAAAGACUGGAUUCAGGCGAUCCAGGCCACUAUCCAAAGGCAUGAGCAGAGUGUGGAGACGUUCAGGAUGUUGAACUGUUCAGUGCGUGAGGACGACUGCACUCCCCCCAACUCUCCGAACUGCACAGAGCUUGGAAAGCGCGCUCCCACUCCCAUCCGGGAAAAAGAAGUGACACUGUGUAUGAAGUGCCAGGAGCCGUUCAACUCCAUUACCAAGAGACGCCACCACUGCAAGGCAUGCGGCCAUGUGGUAUGCGGAAAAUGUUCAGAAUUCCGUGCCCGGUUGUUGUACGAUAACAAUCGAGCGAAUCGUGUGUGUAUAGACUGUUACACGAUGCUGGUGGGAGUCCCGCCCUCGCCUGCAAGCUUGACCAAUAGUUCUUAUAGAAGACGCUCGAUUCUGGAGAAACAGGCCUCCGUGGCGGCGGAGAACAGUGUCCUCUGCAGCUUCCUGCACCACAUGGAGAAAAGCAGUGGCCGCGGCUGGCAGAAAGCCUGGUUUGUCGUCCCUGAAAACGAACCUCUGGUGCUUUACAUUUACGGUGCUCCACAGGAUGUGAAAGCCCAGCGAAGCAUCCCUCUCAUCGGCUUCGAAGUCUCUCUUCCCGAGUCAUGUGACCGUCUGGAGCGGCGCUACGCCUUCAAAAUGAGCCAGAGUCACCUGACUGUUUACUUCAGCGCCGAGGGUGAGGAGCUCCAACGCCGCUGGAUGGAGGUGCUCUCCAGAGCCGGGAGAGGGGAGGAGCUACAAGUACACGGUCCAAUCUCAGAAGCUCUGGAAGAAGAAGCGGAAGAACCGAGCUCUCUAGGAGAAAGCACAUGAUUGGUUUAUGAAAUCUCUCUCUUUUUAUUGCACACAUAAACUUUACCAAUGUGACGGGAAAGGACGGUUAUCUGCCAUAAACACAGACACACACAGUUAGACGUGCACACACAUACACACACACACACACACACACACACACACACACACCUUCACGACUUUUACACAAACCUGUUCUAAUUCAGACGUAAGUUGCAUGAAAAAUCUACAGCUAUGUUUCUCUGUGUAUUGCCCAUCCUCUGUGAGUGUGAUCGACCUGCACAUGGUGCGUCAACGCUGUGUCAGUAUAGUCACCCUGCUUAAUAUCGUCUCUCCUCCUCUUCCUCCUCCUCCUCUGCCUCUUCCUCCUCAGCUGAAGAGUUCUCUGUUAGAUAGAUCUGAUCUUUUUUUUUUUUUUUUUUUUAAACAAACAAAAACAAAACAACAAACCAUUUCUUUGCUAUGUGACACGACCCAUUUCUUGCCGGGGUUUCAGUGCUUGUGCUUGCAAACUUGUCGUUUUGGGAGAAGGCGAUGUGAUCAGGUGACUGAGUACAAAAAUAAGCCCAUAGUGCGGCGGACAACGAUUCGUCUAGAAGGUUUACAGUUUUACAAAGAGCGAUCCACUGGCACGGGUUUACAGGAAUCAUAGCUAAGACGAAUUGUCUGGAAGGUGUCAAUUUUCUCGUUACUAGUGUACAGGGUGUCCCGUAAAAACGUGACGGAAACUCAAGGGUUUAUUAUUUAUACAGAACAAUCCAUUUGUGAUCGAUACAUAACUUUAUAAAUAGCGUAAAAAAUAGGUACGAUCCUACAACGCUAUGAACUCCUGGGACACCUCGUACACUAAUAUAUAAUAACUAUACAGAGGAUAUAUUACACUUUAUGUGGGUCAGUAUUUUAUUUUGAAAACAACAUGUUUAACUCUCUCAGAGAAUCACAAAAUACAAUUCUAUGUAUCGUGUCUUUGGAAACAGAAAACUUUAAAUAGAAGAGAGUCUUGUAGACAAACAAAGAAAGGAGUAUUGCUGCGAAAUCCAUUGACUUUCGAACCAAUUAGCGAUCGAUCGUUUUCACAGGUCGAUUUUUGUACGUUUUUAUCCAAAUAGUAGCAGCAAAAAUUAUUUAUUUGUCAGGUAUCGAAAUUGAACCAACUCUGAAUAAAAAGAAAAAAAUAGAAAUGUAUAAGAAACCUCCCUUCUUCUUCAUCAUCAUCAUCAUCAUCAUCAUCAUCUUCUUCUUCUUCUUCUUCCCUAUUUUAAUUGAUCUGACCCAUAUGUAGUACAGUAAUAUAUUCUGCCUAAAUACAUUUAUAAUAAUAAUGAUAAUAAUAAUAUAUACAUUUAUAAUAAUACAUGAAUUAAAGAAUAUUAUUAAAUUUAAUGACAAGAUUCAGGAACGUAAACACGUCCAACAUUCCUGACUUCUUCUACAUCCUAUAUUCUUGUAUUCUAACGAUGCAGUAAUACUGAAAUAACACGGAGGACUCGUAUCUCUGCUGAACUCGGUCAGGUUGACAUUUAAUGCUGACUUCGCAUCUGUUUCUCCCAGACAAACCCCCCCUUAGCCAUAAAGUUCUUAAAUAGAGAAAACAGACAGCCUUCAGCAUCAGAUCGGGUCCCUUCUGACACUCUGUGGACAUUUAGUGCACUGCGUCCUUACAAUAUCCGGAUUAAUACAACGUAAAACAACCUCUGCUAAAAUGUCGGAUUAAUAAAACUGUCAGUCAGACGAUAGGGCUCGAAAUCAAAUCCAGUGCUGAUCAAAUUUCUAAUCUAAGCUGAAAAAAAGUGACUAUCGAUACGAUGUCUGUAGAGUAUGCAGUAGUGUUUGAUUAGAUUUCGAUACUGGGAGACUUUGUAGACUGAAAGAAAGAGAGAGAAAGAGUGAGAGAGAGAGAGUGAGUGAGAGAGUGAGUGUGAUGUCACGAAGCGGACGAAUUUUUAAUUAGUGAAAUUUCUCGAGUAUAAUUGUAAACAUGAGUUGUUGUUUUUUUUAAAUAUAUAUAAGAAAACAAAAGGUAUAUAUAUGAAUAAAACGUGACCGAGGUUUUGAUGAUAUUGAAGCAUUUUGAACAGUGUUGUUUUUGUGUAUGGAAAAAAAAUAGUGGUAAAAGAUACAAAAUUUGCGUCUGUAAAUAUAUAAUUUAUUGCUCAGAACCCAGUUUUGUGGGUCAGGUGUUAUCUCCGAGCUCGGUGUCGAAAAUUCAUUACGUGCCAUUUUGGAUCGACAUCAGAGCAUCCUGUGGAGAGUGUGUGACUCGUUUGUUUUUUUUUUUCUUUUUUCUGUUCUCUCUUUUUUUUUUGGCUCAAAAAACAAACAAAAAAAAACUACAAAAAAAAAGAUAUGUCGUGUUUCGAUCUUGUUUCGAAAUCGGGUUCGUCAGCAUGACCGGGUCGACUCGCUCGUGUCGGAUUGCAGUGACUGUUUAUGUUGUCGAUCUUGCUCUCUGUUUGAAAGAAAACGCUUUGCUUGAUGCAGGAUAGUCAGACGCAUUUUAUAAAUCGGUGUCUUUUCAGUGUCGCCUGAUCGGGUCUCAUUGAAAGGCUUAACAAUGAUGUCGAACAAACAAACGAAUAAUAAGGAGUCACAACACGAGCAUUGGACUUUUCCAGACUGUUAAAAUAUUUACUGUAUUUUCUGGACCAGAAGUCAUUCUUAAUUCCACUUAAAUAUGUAACUGUUCUAUUAUAAUUUUGCAUUAAACCUUAAUUUUUUUUACAAAUAAUAAAAAUACAAAUACCAACUGAAACCGACGUAGAAACGAAUCCUAGUCAAAUCGCACGCAAGGCCGUUUAUAACGAGAUAUAUAUAUAUAUAUAUAAUCUUGAGUAUGGAAAUGCAACUCGGACAUGGCGUAACGCUUUCCGUUGGUGCGUGAGGAAAAAUAGUGUGAGAUGUGUGUGUUUUAACAUCUGUCAUGUUUUAUGUACGUAAUAGUUUUGAACGGCUUGACGGUUCAAUGCUAGCGAAGAAACAGUGAGAAUCUAUAAAGCGAUGCUUCCUGAAGAGUGAAAGCUUUUUGGUCCUGUAACUAAUUCUCUGACUGGAAAAUGAUUGCAUUUCAGUGUGGUGUGAGUUCAAUCGAUCUGCAAUCAAUCUGAUUGUUCAAAUCAAGUGGGAAUCUGGAACACAGCGUCGUUUCUCACGGACAGAAGGCUAAACCACUUAAAGAUGACGUGACAGUAAACGUGUAGAGGCGAAGCGACGUAAAAGCAACGCGGUGAAGGUUUCGCUACACACUGUACCGCACUUUCCUCACGUUCAGGAUGAAAAGCAAUACCUCAACACUGUUUGUUACGUUCUAUAGAUAUUUCCUCACAUACAUUCCAUUUUAAAGGUCUGCGUGUGACACUCUGGUAUGACUUACUGUCCAGAAAAUACAGUAACGAUCUUAAAGAACGAGACUCUGCGUUUUCCUUCUCGAACGUGUCUACAGUACGUGUGCGAGUUCAUACUUGAUAUUGAUCAUCUAGUCAUCCUCAGACCUGAGCCUGCCACUCGUUUACUCAUCCCACUCCAGCACAAACAAGGGUUUUCAUCGUCACUUAAACCCUCAUUCUUUCUGCCAUUCCUUCUUCCAUAUAUUUCCUUUUAUUACAUUUUGACUUUUUUGUCGAAGAACAAAAAACAACAAAAAAAACCACACUCUUUUGCCAAAGUAUACUACAGGAGAGAUGUAUUAUUGUGUGUUGUGUUUAACUGUGUUUCUUUUUCUCUGUUUACUCUUUUUUACCACACGUAUUUAUUGUUUUUUUUUUGUUGUUGUUUUUUUAUACUAUCAUCUUUUCCUUGCUAUGAGAGAUGAACAGCAAGAACGAUUGUUUGCGUAGCAGCAGAUUUUACAGGACUACGAAACUUCUCAGAUCAAAUCAAAUCAUCAGUUCAAAUCAUCUGUAAAUCGUGGUGUCAGGAUGCAGAUUAGAUUUUGUAGCCUGCUUCAGAGGAAGACUUUUUUUUUCCACAAAGGCAUUUCAACACAGCUGAACCAACUACACGUUUAACGAGAAGGUGUGAGAAAAUCUCACGUUUGUCUGCUUUGGAAACGAGCAAUUCUUUCCAAAAUGAUGUCGGUGUGAUGCGGCUUUGCUGUGCUUAAGUUUCCUUAAAGAACUCAGUGUAGGCAAAGUGCAAAGGAAGCGGUGUACAGUAUGAAGUUGAUUGUUAACACACCCGUACCUUUCUAGUCUUAAGGUUAUUCGUCAGCAUAAUUUUCAGAAGUGAAGAAUGAUGAGUUAAAUUGAAGCAGACGUUCAUCUGGAUGUUCUCCGGGUUGUGUUUUUCAUCUCUUCAAAUGAUUUCCGGCGUUUCAGACAACGUUCCGACAACACGACUUUUAUCUCUAGACCACAUGGCUGUUUAAGUUUGUUUUGUGAAGGAUUUAUCGUUGGCAUCUCGCCUCCAGGAAUAGAAAUGUUUCAUUUGACUGGACAUCACGUGGGUGUAAUAAGGUGCAGUUUCAUCAGCAAGGUCAGCUCCGAUCUCUGACAUCAUCACCGUCAUCAGACGUCUGAUAAAACGAUAUGUCUGUGUUGACUUGCUCAAAAUUAUAGCGAAUCUCUGGCAGCACUAACAUUUAUUUAGCGUUAUGCAAAGUGAGUCAUUUAUGUUUUGUCAAAAAUCACUACGUCGCAUACUUUCGUUUUUUUUUUUCCCUCCAUCAUGGAAUCUGUAUAAAUUUGCUGUACCCCUGAUGAGCAUUACUGUUAUUACAAGUACUAUUCUAAUUAUUAUCGUUAAUUAUAUUAGUGGCAGGCCACUGGGUACCAUUGUAUGUUGAUAACCCAAUGAAAAUCUGUGCAAGAUCAUGAAAAUGUUUAUGAAUUAAAGGAAUAAAAUGAGAA